Molecule: messenger RNA, 1820 nt
Organism: Prorocentrum cordatum
Lineage: Eukaryota; Dinophyceae; Prorocentrales; Prorocentraceae
Source: the annotation of a GenBank genome assembly
AUGGUCAGCGUCAAGUCGAUGGCCGGCGUCGUCAGCACGGGUUUCCUGGACUGGGUCGGCUCCGACUCCAUGCCGCCGGCCACGGCGCUGCAGACGUGGCUUUCGGAGGGCAGCCCAGCCGCGGCAGUCAACCCGCAGAAUUCGGGCGAGCAGCUCUCCAACCCUGACGAGCAGGACAACCUGGCGCAGCAGGCUCCGUCCGGGGACGAGGCCGCGAAGCUCGGGGUAGAGCGUGCCUCCACCCUGACGGUCCCCGAGGGGGACGACGGUGGCGGCACGGGCUCUUCCAGCCCCCGCCCAAGCGUCGUCUCCUCCAAGAGGAGCGGAGAGGGCCUCCAGGAUCGGAUCGCGUCCAAUCCGGACAACCCUCAGAUCAGGGUGCAGGCCCUGAUCAACGGGGACUGGGUGGACAGCAGCCAGAGGGAAGUGAAGCAGAUCAGCUACCACCUGGCCGCCGGCGAGAGCAAGUUCACCGUCGCGGCGCGAGGCACGCUGUACGUCGUGGACUUCAGCAACCCCGAGGGCGCCACGCAGACGAAUCCGGCCACGGGGAGGGUGCGCCAGCUGCGGGUCCUCGAGACGGCCGAGGACUCCGAGAGCAGCUUUCCCGAGGCCGGGGACCGGCAGGCUGGCGGCAGCGCCGGGCCGCCGCGCCGCCAGGAGUCCAGCGACGCGGCAGCUGCCCUGCAGAGACGGUACGGGCCGCAGAGCAAGCGCGGCGCAGCGCCCCAGUACCAGCUCGGCGUGCUGGAGCACAACCCGCACGCGCGCGAGUGCUUCGCGAAGCUGGCCGCCAACGAGGAGGCGCUUUGCGACGAGUGGGCCGCCUUCUACCACUCCUACUCCUUCGCGGCCCUGGUCUACGAGGUCCACGCUGCUGUCGCCGCCGUCCUCUUCCGCUUCAGGUCGGAGUUCGCCUCGCUGCCCAGGCUCCUGGCGGGUGAGUUCGCCACGAUGCCGAACGCGAAGGCAUUGCUGGAUCGCUUCAACCGGGAGUUCGCUUCUAGUUCCAAGGACCACCACCCCGCAUUCCGCAAGGUGGCGAUCUCCGCCAUGUGCUCGCUGGUUGCCCUUGGUCCCGAGGCCUCUACUCCCGUCGUUUUCGUCUCAGGCUACAGCGAGAAGGAUCUGAACUUCCUCUCUGUCCUCGAGGGCUUGCUGAUCUCGUGCUACGUGCCGAAGAGCAAGGUCAAGAAGUUGGCGAGCAGCAUAAUUGCCCUGUCCGAACAGCACGGCCUCGACGUCUCGCAGUUCGGCGGCAAGCCUUGCGAAAGCCGAAACGCCGGGCACUUGCUCCAAAUAUUCAUCAAGCGGAAGUUAGUGGAUCAGCUCGCAUACGCCUCUCAACCGUAUGGGCUCUUGGAUCCAGACCGGCAUCCGCUCUCGGACUGGGUUAACGGGGACGUGAACGCGAAUUACGGUCAGGUGCGAGUUCUGGCUCACCCGAAGUUGUUCAUGUCGGCAAAGUCCGUGCGCAUGUUCGUUGUCAGUGCGGACCCGGUCUUCCACAGGAGCCGCCAGAAGUUCCAGGAGGAGCUGACCAAGCUGCUGGACGUGAUCCUGGGCGACCCGGCCCUGCGGCUCAGGGCCGCCACGGGCAUCUGGGGCGGCAAGCUGCCCCCUUGGUGGACGAGCGAGGACCAGCGCGCGCACCGCCCAGCGCCCAAGGCCCCGGCCGACGGUCAGAGGCCGCCCUCGAGGGCCGCGCCGCCCGAGAAGCGGAGGGCGGGCCCGCUGCCGCCCACGUCGUGAGGCUUCGGCCGAUCUCUCGGGGGACGCCAGCGAUCCACCUAUACGCUCGAGUCGGGCCCGUCCCUCUG